Rhineura floridana is the source of this 1109-nucleotide messenger RNA. RefSeq names its product N-acetylneuraminic acid phosphatase (gene NANP). Gene Ontology annotation, molecular function: hydrolase activity. Lineage: Eukaryota; Metazoa; Chordata; Lepidosauria; Squamata; Rhineuridae. The transcript has 3 exons. The record is from RefSeq and is a predicted model, not a curated record. The coding region runs from base 258 to 1082 and encodes 274 amino acids.
CUAAUUUUGGUGCCAAUUGUUUUGGGAAGAACAGUUAUAGCAGCUUCUAGCAUGCCAAAGAAUCUCAAGUGAAAGUGUGAUGGCUGGGAAAGUAUGAUCUCGGUAUUACUCGGGUGUCACCACUUCUCGCGAGACAAGCAAAUGAAUCAACUAGAUGAGGUUAGUGGAGGGUCGAGCCGAACGUGGCUGUUUUCUUUAUCUGCAAGAUCUGGUGCGACUGGAGUGAGGCUGUCGCCGCUGCUGUUAUCACAACUGCUAUGGGGCUGCAAGGGGUCAAAGCUGUUUUCUUUGACUUGGACAACACUCUGAUCGACACCGCCGCUGCAGGCAGGAGAGCUAUUGAGAAGGUGAUAAACAUCUUGCAGUCAGAGCAUCAUUGUGAUGAAAAAGAAGCUCGCAUGAUUUGUGAUAAAGUCCAAGCCAAACUCCUCAAAGAGUGCCAUGAUCCUUCUAAGAUGUGUAUUACUGACCUAAGGAUUCAACACUGGGGAGAAGCUAUACAAGAAGUAAAGGGAGGAACAGCCAAUCGGAAUCUAGCCACAGAAUGUUAUUUCCUUUGGAAAACCACCCGCCUGCAGCAUUUGACCUUGGCAGAAGAGACACGGAGGAUGCUCAGUGACCUUAGAAAAAUUGUCCGUUUGCUUCUACUGACAAAUGGAGACACACAGACACAAAGAGAAAAAAUUGAAGCUUGUGCUUGUCAGCCAUAUUUUGAUGCCAUUGUUGUGGGAGGAGAGCACAAAGAAGAGAAACCAGCAUCCUCUAUAUUUCGUCACUGUUGUGAACUUCUAGGGGUUGAGCCUGAGGACUGUGUGAUGGUUGGUGACUCUCUAGAUACAGAUAUUCAAGGAGGCCUGAAUGCAGGUUUGAAAGCAACAGUUUGGAUAAAUAAAACAGUAAUGGCCCCAAAAGACACUUCUUCAGUCCCUCACUAUAUUAUUUCUUCUGUUCUUGAUCUUCCACAGCUUUUACAAAACAAAGGAGUUGCUGAUUUAGAAAUUAGCCAGUUGGCUGGUAUUUGUAAUGUGUGUGAUAGUUCCACGGAGGAACCUAGGACUUUAGCCUGCUCGAGUUCAUAUUAAAGGGCAUUUUUACAUGUGACACUUAAA